Physcomitrium patens is the source of this 5211-nucleotide messenger RNA. NCBI's taxonomy places the organism in Eukaryota, Viridiplantae, Streptophyta, Bryopsida, Funariales, Funariaceae. The record is from RefSeq and is a predicted model, not a curated record.
AGAAGGGUUAUGGCCUGCAAAAAAACCUCGUCACGUCUAAGCAACAUGGGUCUAGAGGAGGAAGACCGCAAAUAGUGAUGGCAGAUCUCAGGUCGCAUAUUGUGGGCAUCCUUGAGUGCGGGGUCCAACCUCAGCGAGCCGUCAUUGACUGUGAUGCAGUGUUUUAGUAUGGCAUGUGAGCCGCUUUUUUAUGUAAUGCAGAAAUUUCCCUUUUAUAUUAACAAUAUUGAAAAGAAAUCCUGGAUCCUUGAAGAGUAGCCCUGGUUCCUGUUGUAGUGCACUGAUGCGGACCGACGCCAUAGCCAGCAUGAUCAAGCACAGGCUCCAUGUAACCCUUGCCAUCUAUUUUCAUGGCCGGGAGAGAGAGCGAGUAGUGCUUGUUGACAAGUGCACGAGUUUUUUGUUGAAGGAGUUGACGUGUUUUUGAGAUUUGUGGACGUUUGUGGAGGUUUUCGGGUGAUGACAAGGGUAAGCGUUUGUUAGGGGGAUGUAAUCUGGACCAUUAUACUGGAAGGAUACAGCUACUGAUGCCUCUAUCGAAACGUUAGAACACCUUAGGUGGAAAAUUGUGCUCUUGAAAUGCUGACUGUAAUCGAUAGUCAUGGAAGAUGAAGAAAGUGGUAGUUUAUCUUUUAAUUCAAGUGAUGGAGGGUCAAGGAGCUGGUCGCCGAGUCCAUCUCACAAGACUAAUCAGCACGUAUCCAACCGGGAAGGUUUGCAUUUCCUUCCUUUAAAUCCUUGGCCUAUUGUAGGCUAUGGUGGAAUGAAAGCAAAACCGCUUCUAAGUAAUGAAUUCUAUUCACGACAAUUUUCUCGACAACAACAGGAGGAAUCAGAUGAGGUUUUUGAAGAACAGUCGGAUGAAGAGAGAGAUGAGCUUGAAGUGCAGCGGCAAGGGCAAGAGUAUGCAGGUGGGGAUGGAGAAGAGGAUGCCUUAGAGAGCGACUACGAUGGAGAUUGUUUAGAAACACAAUUAUUGGAGCAGUAUAAUGCUGCUUACUACACUAAGAUUGAUCAUGAAGAGAAACUUCGAUGCAGAGGGGCAUUGAAUUUGUCGCAUUCUGCUGGUGAUAACUCACAAAGGUUGAGUGUCGGGCAGAUCAACUAUGAGGAAACUCAGUUGCUUGAGGAAUAUGACGUAAGGCACCAUGUCAAUGUGGAGUAUGAGAGGUGCAAGCCGAUGCACCUGCCUCUUAAUGUGGUGGCUCACGGUGAUUACACAAAAGGUUUGAAAAACUUGCAGCAUGAUGGAGUUGGAUUAUAUGCUGGUACCGCGGACGAGGCAGAACCAACCGAGGUUAUCGAUUCAGAUGCGAGUACGGAAGAUGAAGGCACCAUCUCCACGCGGGACAAGCAGGAAGCGCCGCGCAAACAGAAACCAAGUUCAGAAUUUCGUCAAGCACGGAUGUGUGGAUUUGAAAUGGACCUCAAUGUCAGACUCGAGGAGGACACAGAUUGCGAGUAUUAUGGAAAACCGAGGAAUUCUGACUCCCAACUGGUUGCACACACUGAGACACAAUUGGUUGAUGAUUUUCACGGUUGGCAAGGUAACACCCAGUUAGUCUCGGCAAUUGGAAAGGAGUUGCUUGAUAACAUUUGUAGCAUUUCAAUUAAGGUUGCGCCCACUGAUUCCGAGGACAUGCCCUGUGAAGCAAAAGAUGCUUUUGAAUCCAAAAGCUGCGAACCCUUUAUGCCAGUAAGCACUGGAAGUAUGCAGAUUUUGAUGCAAUGUGCAGGACUUAAAACACCCUCUUCCUCUCGUCUGGAGUUACCGAGUAUCACUACUGAGAGUAAGGUAUUAGCAGCUCCAUCAGUAUCUGAGGCUUCAGAAAGUUCACCUUUCCAAAACAGUACUGGCACAGUUCGUGCCGAGUCUAUGCGAAUGGCAGCUGUAGAGCCCUUGCAAUGGCUUCCCAAAGUGAAACCCGAUGAUUAUAAUUUUCCAAACUCUGAAGCCAUCCAAUCAUUCAGGAACAGAAGGGAGGCUAGCAAGUGUAUUAACAAGAUAGAGCUCCCUUCAAAUGAGCCAGAGUGGAUGCGAGAUUAUGCAGGUAGAGGAGACCUACUAAUGCAAAAUAAUUGGGAUCAAAGAAAAAGUGCUCUGGGGUCAAGCUCUAGAGUAUCUGUACCAGAUCCGUUUGUUUCUAAGGACAGCAAGGCUACCAAUAUGCUCACCAGUGGGGAAGGGCAGAUGACAGAACAGGAUGAUGUUGGUAAACAGGCCUGUUUUUCUGGCAUCAGUUCUCUCUUUAGAUCCUCUAAGACUCAAAGUGCGAAUUAUGACACUAAAAGUAAUUUUGGAUGCGAGAACAGUGGUUCGCAAAUUCCAUUGCAGCGUCGAAUCUCAUUUGGGCCAAGGUUAUUAUCUCCGACAGGCAGCAUGAACUAUUUGGACUCUGUGGAACCAGGCGAAGCGGUACAAGCUGAAGCAUUGGAUAUUGUGGACAAGUUUGUGUGGUUAAACACUGCUGAUGCAUCUCAAGCAUCACCUCCAAGAAAAUAUAAGAAGUCCUCCAUUUUUCCACUAGCUUCCUCCACCUUUACGAACCCGGCUUUGCAAGUAUUUGAAUUUGAGGAUUCUAUAGUUGCACAGCGUCCACAAACACUCGGUAAUUUGAGCCUUAUUAAGGAAAUUCAAGCUGGGUGGAAAAAGAAAGCAGAGCAGGAUCAUCUUGAAUCAAUAGCAAGGAAAGGCAAAGAAAAGGAGACUGAUUUGUUACCUGAAGGGCAAAGGUUGAGUAAGCUCCUAACAGAUAAUGAUCGCGAGAAAAUCAAUGAUCCAAAAAUGCUGUUUCAUGCGGCUAGCACAAAGCGUGUGUCGGGAAGUCUACCACAGGAUAAGGAUGAAGCAAGUCUCGACGCUGCAAUAACGAAGAGUUCUGCAACACUCUCUAUUGCCAAAGAGAAGGAGAGGACGAAAGGAAAAUCAAUUGAACCUGUAGAAGUCGCUGACGAUGGUCUUCUGAAUGUUGUGGUUAAUGGGAUGCAGAAGUUUUCUAACACUGGAGUAUUGAGGUCCGAUGAAGUAAUGGAGCAUGAUGGAGACUAUGAAGAUAAAGAAAAAAAAGUUCUUGAUAGAGCAGAAAUUUUGACCAGGAGGAGGUCGGAGGGCAGGAACAGGCGUGAGCACAUUCGCGUUCCAGAGGCAGUACUCCUUUCAGGAAAUUAUCUUUCACCCAAGGGAAAAUUGUACACGGAUUGUAAAAUGGAAAAAGAUACGUCUGCAGCUAGAAAAAGGAGAAGUGUGAAUAUCAUGCUUGGGGCGCGAAGUGCCAAGAAAGUAAAGUCUACGUUUGAAGAAAAUGUUGAUGAUCAAGAUGAUGCCAAUGAGAAUAUGGAUAACAUUUCAAGUCCUGCAUGCAGUGGAGCUGAUCCAAUGUUUGUCGUCGCUGAAAAACCCUCGAGUGGGCGACGAAAGCAGAUAACCCCUCAAGACGCAGAAAAUGAUAAGGAUGGAGAGAGUGCACUUGUGGAACCAGAAAUGCCUCAAAAGAGGAAACGAAGGAAGUUAUCAGAAGCCUCGAACCUCUUGAUUGGGACUGAUGACAUGGGUGUUAUUCGUGGUGAGGAAGGGGUCAAGACUCAAAGCCUAAGACAAUUGCGCAGAAGACCCAAUGUUGACAACCGCACGGAGUCCAUUUCAAUUGCACUGGUCCAGAAGAAGUUGCGGAGUGCUAGAAGAAGUUCCAGAGGAGGCCAGGGAGCACCUAUAACCACGUUAAUAGAUGAUGGAAACGAUAUGGAUAAAGAAGUCGAACAGGAUGCAAGUGCUGGUACAUGUUCUGGAUCUUUUCAACGCGAUAGCAAUAAUGACGAGCUGGAGGUGAAUGACGGUAGUAGCCCAGAUCAUCUGGAAGAGACUUCGGAUCAGAGAGCUAGUCAUAUGGACGAACCAUUUGAGGAUUAUGAUGUUGGUCGUAUGAAGUUGAAACGGACCAAAAGUAUUGCAGAUGUGUCUAGACCCUCUACACCAGUACUGCAGCCGGCAUCCUUUCCCCUGGUCACUGGAAGAAGAGGACGGGGUGCAGCUUUGAAACCUGAAAUUGUUGAAUAUGGAGUCAUGCAGUGCUCCAAUCCAUCAUUUGUGGUACCCGCAGCAACUAGGGGGACACGCAUGAGGACAGUACGCAGGAGACGAGCUCCUCAAAUGCCAACAUUGGCACCAGAGAAAGCUUCCGAGUUUGUUCAAGAGGAAAGUGCUUCUGUAAGUACAGAAGGGAGUUUGCGAACUCGAUGGGUGAAAAAUGUUUCAGUGUUGUUUAGUCAUGGGUUGUCGGAAGUCACCCUGAAGAAACAACGAAAGAUUGUCGAAAAGCUGGAUGGAAAAGUCACAAGAAAGGCUGCUGAUUGUACCCAUUUUGUAGCAGAUAAGUUUGUGAGAACCGGUAACAUGCUCGAAGCCAUGGCAGGAGGAAAGUUCGUAGUCACAUUUGCAUGGUUGGAAAGCUGCCGGAUAGCAAACUGUUUCAUUGAGGAGAGGAACUUCAUUCUGCAAGAUGAAAGGAAGGAGAGGGAGUUGGGUUUCUCAAUGCGUGCCACAAUUUUGGCUGCUCAACAAAAGUCUUUAUUGCAGGGAGUCAGAGUUUUGUUGACCCCUAAUAUCAACCCAGCGCCUCAAGUUCUAACUUCCAUAGUUCAUGCUGCUGGUGGUCAAGUCGUGGAGGAGUACAAAGGCCCUGCACCACCAGAUUCUCAGAAUGAAGGCUUCUGCAUUGUUCUAGCAAAUGAGGACGACAUGGACAGCUGUGCCCCAUUACUUGAGCAAGGAGCCAAAGUGUACAAACCAGAGCUUAUUCUGAGUGGGAUCAUCUCUCAUCAUCUGGAGUUUUCGAAACAUUUACUUUUUGAGAACUAUCGGGGUGGAAGGCAUUGAGAUGCUGCGUUGCAGCAGACCUGAAGAUGGAAAUCUGUUGUGCAUAAAAUAUUCGAGCUUGUAUAUUGGAUUUGGAUAGCCUAGCGGGUAUGGUGAGUUUGCCAAAAUAUUCACGCAAAACUUUCAUGAUUUUUUUGUCCACUUGAAGGAUUGUAUUAUAUUCAUAUUCUGCUGUCAGGUACUUGUAGGUGGUUUCUGUUCGAUCAAGCACAUCAUGUAUGUCUAGCUUGUGAGUUGAAAACUUGUACAAUGAUUGAUUGCCAAACAAGUUCUAAAAGGCAUUUGGUCAGGCGUUGUCGCCAUGCGCUGCGACUUCCGGGCUGAUUUCCAGAAACAAA